AUGCCCUUCAACGACAUCAGCAAGCCCCCGCCUGCACUACCGAGUCCGGUGCUCACGGCAGUUCUCCCUGGUGUGUCGCUGCUUCAGCCACUGAGCCGGAGGGGGACGGGCCCGGGCAUGAUCAUUCUCACCAUAGAUUACGGUGACUCUUUGGCGAUUACCGACGGUGUCCCAUCUCCGCUCGUAAAGUGGGCAGAAGAAGGGUAUACGGUUGUGGAGAUCAAGGCAGAGGCCCUGAAGUCAGGCCAUGGCGAUCCCAUCCGUAGUGCUAUUGAAACACUGUAUGAGUGCGAUGUGUGUGAGCCCAAGGACAAGAUUGGCCUGACUGCAUACGACUCGGAGCUGUGGAACAUCGUGGCCCCGACGCUGGCCAAUCAUCCUUCCGUUGCCGUGGCUGCUGUAUACGCGGACGCAUCACAGGAGUCAUCACCAGAUUCUAUCGCCGGUGUGUCCAUACCCGUGUUGCUGCAUCUUGCAGGGAAGCCAGCAGGGGAGUCUUCCCAACCAGCCAAGAAGUACUACUAUCCCAACGUCACUUCGUCCAAGUUCGCCACGCCCUUUCAGGACUCCUUCCAUUACAACACCGAGGCGAUCUCGCACACUCGAAACCUUACGCUCUUCAAGAAGGAAAUGGACGGCCCAUACUUCGACUUGGAGACGAUAUGGGAUGAACACACGUACUACGAAUUCGCUGAUCGAUCAGUCGAGCAUACCAUGAGUACAAUGGUACAGGAGCCUUACGUGAACCAUGUUCCGACCAUGACCGGCGGUAUUGGUCGUGCAAAGCUCUCCCACUUUUAUCAACACAACUUCAUCUUUAACAAUUCCGCCGAUUCCGAGCUCGAGCUUACGAGCCGUACUGUCGGCAUCGAUCGUGUUAUCGACGAGUUCAUAUUCAAAUUCACUCACGACCAAAUGAUUGACUGGAUUUUACCUGGCGUUCCUCCCACCAAUAAGAGGGUCGAGGUUCCUUUCACGGCCGUUGUAAAUGUCCGUGGCGAUAGACUGUACCAUGAACAUAUUGCGUGGGACCAGGGCAGCGUGUUGAGGCAACUUGGUCUGCUGCCCGAGUACCUUCCCUUCCCGUAUCCGCUGCCAGAGGGGAGCGGAUCAUCGAGCGGCGGCCAGGUGGAAUACCGUGUGCCAGUCGCGGGAAUAGCAAUAGCGAACAAGAUGCGAGAUAGAAACGGCGGUCCGUCGAACGAGAUGUUCGACUACAAGAUCCGAGAGGUCUGA
Molecule: messenger RNA, 1236 nt
Organism: Diaporthe citri
Lineage: Eukaryota; Fungi; Ascomycota; Sordariomycetes; Diaporthales; Diaporthaceae
Exons: 4
Coding region: 1-1236 (411 amino acids)
Biological process (GO): polyketide metabolic process
Source: RefSeq, a predicted model, not a curated record